AUGUCCAAAUACCUUGAACUGGUGGCCUAUGUUGAAUCUUACCGUCCAACUUUCAUUCUUGUGGCUGAAUCCUGGCUUCACCCUGGAAUCCCGGAUGUAUUGGUGUCAUUGUCUGGCUACUCCAUCUAUAGAUACGACAGCACAACAACGAUUGGUCAUGGUGGUGUAUGUAUUUAUGUGGCUGAUACUAUCUUGAAUUCCUUCUCGCUCCAGCCUUCAACACCUGACUUGCCGGGAAUAGACUGCUUGUUAAUUGAUCUUUGCAGGGGAAAGUCCGGCUGCUUCACCAUCGGUUGCAUCUACCGACCCCGCCCUUGCCUAUCAGAUGGUCUAUUUGCAGAUUUACUUGGCAGCUUGUCUACGAACAAACGAAAUCUAUACAUAGCAGGUGAUUUCAACAUGCCUGAUGUAAUUUGGCCUUUAUCCUCUAAAACCUACAACACUGCCUCUGCUGUUCUUGUUAACACCAUCCGCGAGAAUAACCUCUCACAAUUAGUUGAUUUUCCGACCCGCUUUCGCAAUCAACAAACUCCUUCACUUCUUGACUUAGUACUAGUCAACGAUCCUGACACUGUUUCAGGCAUUGAGCAGCAUUCACCUUUAGGUAAAUCAGAUCAUAUUAUCCUACAUUCUAGGAUGCAGCUCUUAUUUCCUUCCACUAAUGAUAAAUUCAUUAAAACCCAAAAAAUCACGAACUACCGUCGGCUUGAUGGUUUGGUAGAGGCGGUCGACUGGGUGUCUCUGCUGCAGCCAGCUGCUGAUGUGGAGCUUAUGUGGAGCAUUUUCGCUGAAGCACUACAAGGGCUAGUCGACAAUUGCACAUCAACUAAAACUGGUUCACCUCCCGCGAUAAUCAUCCCUCGAGUUUCAGCUGAGCUCAAAAACAUAACUUUUUCUCCGUCCGUCGUGAAGGCCAAACUUUCUGCCCUAAAUGCCCAGUCUGCACCUGGUGCUGACGGAUUUUCAGCAAGGCUUCUUAAGGAAUGUAGCAAUUCUCUGGCGCUCCCCCUUUCUCUGAUUUUCACUCGCUCAUUCGAGACUUUCUCCCUUCCCUCCUCUUGGCGGAGUGCACGUGUUACGCCAAUUUUCAAAAAGGGAGAUAAGCGUUGUUCUGAUAACUAUCGCCCCAUCAGCCUGGUCCCGGUCAUAGCGAAGAUUUGUGAGAGGGUUAUAUUGGAAGAAGUUUUACAAUUUUCUCUUGGACACGGCAUAAUUCCUGAUUGUCAACACGGCUUCCUCCCGGGGCGCUCGGUCAUCACAAACCUCCUCCAAUGUGUCAACUCCUGGUCGAUGUCCCUUGAUAAGGGCGACCCGGUUGAUGUCAUUUACCUUGACUUCUCUCGAGCCUUCGACCGUGUGCCACAUAGACGUCUCUUGUCCAAACUCGAUCAUAUCGGAAUUCGUGGCCGCCUCCUCUCAUGGAUCGAGGCUUUUCUUUCGAAUCGCGUCUUCCAGGUUCGUGUAGGCGAUUCUGUCUCUUCACCGAGAGCUGUCAUGAGUGGAGUACCGCAGGGCUCAGUGUUGGGUCCAGUUCUUUUUCUACUCUACGUUUCUGACCUGCCACAUCAUGUCAUCUCCCAAUUCUCACAGUUCGCCGAUGACACCAAGAUGUUUGGUCCCUCCAGUAGCGCCUCCACUAUUCAAGAUGACCUCGACUCCAUUUCGCGGUGGUGUGAGGAAUGGCAACUGCCACUCAACAGUGGGAAGUGCGUCGUCCUCCACAUGGGUCCUCAUAAUCCACGCCAGAGGUACUAUCUCAAUGGAGUUGUCAUCCCUGUUUCCAGCAGCCAUUGUGAUUUGGGUGUUAUAGUGACAGAUAACCUGAGUUGGUCCGAUCACAUCCUCCAUGCUGUCAACAAAGCCAAAAGAUCCUUAUUCCUGAUUCAAAAAGCAUUUGGCAGGUGUGAUCCCCUUACGUGCGCUGCUGUAUACCAAACUUACGUACGGCCUAUUUUAGAGUUCGCCGGGCCUGUUUGGAGUCCGACGUUGUGCCGCGAUUUGUCAUUGCUGGAGGGUCUCCAGCGUCGUGCAACGCGCCUCCCUUACGGAAUCUCGCGCCCGUCAUACAGUGAAAGACUCUCCAUAAUGAACCUACCAACUUUCAUGGACCGGAGGACUCGUGGUGACCUCAUCACUACUUUUCGAGCUCUGAAUGAUCUGUUUGGUGUCAGUUUGAGCAACCUAUUCACGUUGAACAGGGAUAGCCGUCUGAGAGGCCAUGCUUUCAAGCUACGAAAAGAAAACUUUAAAACUGUGCAAAGGCAAAACUUUUUGACAAACCGGAUAUUCGGUGUUUGGAACUCGUUACCUCCUGCUGUGGUGGAGUCAGUGUCAGUGAACUCGUUCAAAAACAAUUAUGACAGUUGGCAUUCAAGUGAAAGGAACCUUUUUGUGUAA
Harmonia axyridis is the source of this 2397-nucleotide messenger RNA. RefSeq lists its product as uncharacterized. The coding region runs from base 1 to 2397 and encodes 798 amino acids. NCBI's taxonomy places the organism in Eukaryota, Metazoa, Arthropoda, Insecta, Coleoptera, Coccinellidae. The record is from RefSeq and is a predicted model, not a curated record. Gene Ontology annotation, molecular function: catalytic activity. The transcript is spliced from 2 exons.